Molecule: messenger RNA, 4074 nt
Organism: Fundulus heteroclitus (mummichog)
Lineage: Eukaryota; Metazoa; Chordata; Actinopteri; Cyprinodontiformes; Fundulidae
Product: nuclear receptor-interacting protein 3
Exons: 8
Coding region: 133-849 (238 amino acids)
Source: RefSeq, a predicted model, not a curated record
CCCCCCCCUCCUCCUCUACGACGCGUAAUGCCUCGGGGUUUCCUUGUCUCGGCUGCAGGCGGGGAGGAGAACGGGAGGAAGAGCUGACGCGCACCAACACAGCGGCGUGUUCCCUCACGCCCGGCCACCAUCAUGUUUACGGGGAUGCGGGCGGAAAACCGGAGCAGCUCGGAGGCUCUGGAUGCCGCGGCACUGAGGCAGCAGAGGAGGCUGAAACAAGCUAUCCAGUUCCUACACAGAGACUCUGCUGAUCUGCUGCCUUUGGAUGGACUGAAGAAACUGGGGACAUCCAAGCAGGGACAGCCACACACUAUUCUCCAGAAGAGGCUGCUGGAGGCCAAGCUGUCCCAGGGCAGGAUUGACACACAUAGGGGAACCCCGAGUAGAGGAGUCCAGCGGAGCUGUCGGCGGCUUUCAAACGAGGAUGAGAAGGAAGGGGGCGACGACAUCAUUUGCGUGGCCUGUAAAUGUUUCGGCCAGGAAGUUACGCUGCUGAUUGACACGGGCUGCAGGAUGAACCUGAUAUCUUCGCUGACCGUGGACAGAUUAGGACUGAAAGUGCUGGUGGAGGAGAACAAAACGGACCCGGUGGGGUUUCCGUUUCAGCGGAAACUUUGCAUCGAUGGAUACAUCAGGGAACUCAGCUUGACCGUCGGAGGACUCCGAAUAAUGUCUUCAUUCUUUAUAGUGGAAAGCACCAAACCACUCAUGUCUCUGGGCAGCAAGACUUUAAACUCACUCAAGUGUGUAAUUGACACAGAUAAGCAGAUAUUGGUGUUUGGGACAACCACAAGGGAGCAGGUUGACUUUGUUAAAAUGCCACAAAAUGAAAGCGACCUGGAUUACUGACCUUCCUAAUAGAAGUCAGUGUGGGAAAGUGGUCGAUUUCUCACCAGCCUUUACCUCAAAAUCCAAUAUGGCCGACUUGCAUAAAGAACUUGACAGCUGAAAUAACAAACAGUUGUUGUUUUUGUUUUACUAUUGUUAAUUUGUACAAAUAAAGGCUAUAAAAGCUCAUUUAAAGCUUCAGUAGGGAGUUCUGAGAAAACUGUGGACUUAGCCAGAAGAUUUGAACAAGCACGCCUUACAGGUCCCUCCCCCUUGCUCUCUGCUGCCUUACAGCCCUCCCUCCACAGCUCCUCCCCCACAGCGGAGCGUACCUUAGGGCUCCAUGUCUAUCCUCAUUUUAUUUCAGGCUCAGUCUAAUUCUUUCUUUUUAGCUUGCUUCUCCUUUUUGCCUGUCUUUGUUGUCUGAGCAGGUGCCACUCGAUAAAUUGGCAGUUCUCCUGUAAAGCAGGUUGUUUCUCUGCCAAAUUUCUGCACCGCUGCAGCCCACUGGUAAUCUCAAGCAUAAACAAUGGUACGCACCAUGUGGGGAAGGGGGUGUGAGUACAUGAGCAUGAUAGACAUUGCUAAGGAUUCAUAUCAGACAUUCCUUCUGGCCCUGAUUGGUUGUUUCUGUCUGGGAGCGGUGCAUUGACAAUGGGACCCCUGGGAGGGAGGAGCCAGAAGAACUGGACUUUUUUCACAGAUUAUCUCUCUCCUACUUUACUGUCACGACAUAGAAACAGUUUUAACAAAUAUGUACAAAAUGAAUUUUUACAAAAACUACCCACUGCAGCUUUGAAGCAUGUAAGGAGGGUCCCAUGUCGCUGUGUUUUAGAGUAGAUAUAUCAUUGACCUAAAUAGUGACAGUAGACCUGCUAGUAUAACAGAACCUUUAAAAAAGGGUAACUACAGUGUUUGAAAGUAGAAAGUGCAGGGGAAAUAAUUUAUUAGCUAUUACUGCUAGUAGCGGUUAGCUACCCUGGUCACUAGACAUACCAAUUAGCAAAAUCCCAUCGGUUUUCAGAGUCUGAACUAGAAUACGGUCUUGUUUCAUUGAAUCAUUAUAUCCCCAAAUCAAAGUUUGGACUUUAAACUUUGAUUUGGUAAUACAGAACUUGAUUACUUGUUAGCUGUCAAAGUAUACACUUUAUCUACUCUUUUAUCUACUUCGACAACUCAGUGCCAUAGUGUGCUCACUCACUUCUUUGCUUGGUUAUUAGUUGUGAAGAAGAGACACGCAACCUCAUAGAAACACUACUUUUUAGACAUUAAGGACUUCUUAUGUAGCCCCGGCUCUCUGGCAAGCCUGAUGUGUAUCUUAUACAAGUCGUCAACUAUGUUCUGUGCAGGUAGAUAACAGAAGCUGUAGUGACGUUUUUGUAAUUCUUAUGCAAAUGUAUUUUUUUUUUUAUAUUAAUGGCCAAAACCAGUAUUCUACAGCCAUUGUGGAUUACUUGUGUUGAGUAUAGAUUAGGUGGACAACUGUGGCCAAAAACAUUGUGACUGACACAAAUGCUGUUUUUCACAAAGUCUGCUGUGUCAGUGUAGCUAGGUUUGGAUUGGCUUUCUAUUUAAAACAUUUUAUGAGUUUCUCUUAUUGAGAAAACAAAGGGAUUCUGUAAAGCACCAACACUAAAGACAUUGGCCUGUUUCCCAGACUUUUUAUCAACAUUCUGAUCAUUGUUCAGCACCAAAUUACACUGCAGAGUAAAGUUGCCCUUCCAGGCUGUUUAUUCAUGUCUGUUGUGAGAAAAAUUGUGAGUUAAUUCACUUCUUUGGACAAAAGGCAUCCCCACAUAUGAACAGCCUCAGUACACUUUACUUUUGUUAUAACAGAUGACCCAUGGUAGCGCUCACUUUUUUUCCUCCAGAUUUUAUGCAUAACAGAAAAACAGUAACUGCUUCCUACUGCCAUGUGCCAGCCGUGUAGAGCUCUGCACGGGUGGUAACCCGAUCCCUUAGCUGAGUCCUUGAUGGCCAUGAUCCGUCGCGGGACUCUAUGAGCCCUGAAGCAAUCUAACCUGGUCAGCCUGAUUGAUAAUGAGAAGCACUCUAGUUCUGCACAUUAUCAAUCUGGGACUGCUCCCACUGAACCAGUUUGGGGAAAGGAGCAGAACUCUCCAAGCUUAUUGGGGAAGCAACAUCUAGUGCCCGCCUACAACAGGUUGGUUUUAGACAAUCACGGAAUAAAAUCAAAACAUAAGCAGCAGGCAUUAUGAGAAGCCACGAGAAGGUAAGCUAGUCAAGGCAAGUUUGCUGUUCUUCUUUCAAAAAACAAAUCAUGGAUCCUGACAAAACAGACGUGAUAGCAGCAGCUAUGCAUGCGUCCUCCUGCCCUUCCAUGUUUAUGAUGGCCGGCUGUGGACUCAGCAGCUCUUGCCUUCGUCGUACUGGUAUGUCCCGCCUUAAAUCACAACAGUGCAACGUGAUCGGCCAGAACCGUUUUUGGUUCGGACACAAACGGUUGAAGCCGGAGCGGUACGAGAUGGAUUCUCAUGUUUGUGAACGCACGAAUACCGCGAGAAUUCAUCUUGCAGGGAAGGUUAGAAGCAACCUUCACAGCAACUUAAUCUCUCUCUCCUUGGUUCUGAUGUUUUGAUGAUUUUAUUUAUUUAGAUGCCAUCUUACAGGAGUCAAUAUCCUUGCUUGUGAAACUAUUUUUAUGCAAAGCGUGCUGAAAGCAUGUUUACCUGCAAAUAGCCACAUAGGAAGAAGGAUUUCAACCACUACUUCUUUUCAAAGCAACUUCUGCUCGUCUGUUGAAGUCAGACAGAGUGCUGUCAGAUGGCCUCUCCCCAGCUUCCCCUGAGCUACCAGGAGAUCUUUGAGAAGAUGCUUGGAGGUUAAUUCAUGGUCGGGCUUAAACACGGCGAAAAAGAGUUUUUGUGAUCAAGACAGUUUUUAUUCACUUUCAUAGCCUACUAAUUUAUUGCAUCUCAGCUCAUCACUCUUCGUUUCAACAAAGAAUCAAUGCAAAACAGCUACUUUAUAAAAACAGGCAGAGACGUUUGUGGGGACAGUAAAGAUUUCUGUCAGUCUGAAAAGCUUAUGGCCACAAAUGUGAAUCUUCUAUAUUUUAUGAUGUUCGAAAAUAUUAAAUAUUGUGUCUUUUUUAGUCUAAUUUGUAUUUGUAUUGUAUUCAAUGCCUAGGAAUCUGUACAACAGAGUAGUAACACUUCAGAUAAGUUGUAUCAUAUGGCUGAACCAAAGUACAGGUAUCAAAUAAAAAAAUAUAUUUCCUAUGUC